Oryzias latipes (Japanese medaka) is the source of this 4361-nucleotide messenger RNA. It is a transcript of the gene amn1, whose product is annotated as antagonist of mitotic exit network 1 homolog (S. cerevisiae). The record is from RefSeq and is a predicted model, not a curated record. Lineage: Eukaryota; Metazoa; Chordata; Actinopteri; Beloniformes; Adrianichthyidae.
GGACUCCCCGCGCAGGCUUAACGCUGCAGGCAGAGGCAGAGUUAUCCUGAUAGGAGCGACGGUCCCGCUCCCACCGGACCGGAUAAGAUUUGGAGCCCAAGUGGGCCGAACCGAGCCUGGAUGGACUAAUCGGGCGGGAUUUAAACAGCGGGAAUUGGACUUCAACUGCGACGCGAAUAUUGUUGGAUCCACACUUGGAGCCUAACGGAGGACAACCAUGCAGUAUUGUACCCUACAACAAAUUCCGGUCUGGACUUCCUCCCAGGUCCAGCAGGGUGGUUCCCAGCUUAUGCAAGAUGUCUCACAAACCCAGCAGACCUGGAACACAAAUGUCAUUAAUGAGUACAACGGCCCCAACUCCAGAGUCCAGCCGCUCCAAAGUUUUAGCGUGGUGCACAGUCAAGCCCAUCUUUGCAGACAGACGACAAAUCAGAACAGUGCUGGAGUCACUCCUUCAGUCCAAUAUGCUAAAAAAAAAGACGCAUCUCCCUUAUUGGUUUCUUUGUUACGUGAAAAACCUUUGCAAAAUGACAAUCAGACUUUAGCCAGUCAGAGCCCUUCCAGCACAAUCAGCAAAAACACAACCCCCUCGCAGCACGUAUCAGUCGAGUGGCAGCAAUACAACGCUUCUUCGUACUCCCAACACAGUGGUCCUCAGCAAGGUUGCUACCAGAGUUCAAACAGCGGCGUGGCGGGACCCACGUCUGCCUUAGACUCUCUUCAUCCCAAAACAUCCUCGACAGAAAGCUCAUUCUACCAACAGAGUGAUUAUGGGCAGAAUUCCAGCCCAAACAGCACACAGGGAUACUCUACAAGGUACCCAGCAAAUGUUGGGAUACUAACACAUCAGUCUGCAGCAAACAGCUGCAUGACCAUCUCACCAGUUUAUACACAACUCUUGUAUCUUCCCAACAGAAAUCUCCAAACAAAUCUGCAUAGUGGUCAAUUAAGUGCCAUGCAAGACAAUUCGGAAACUGUCUCCAGCAACCUCAAUUAUUAUCGUCCUCCCCCUCCUCCUUAUAGAUUCAACCAUUUGUCCAAUCAGAUAGUACAGUCUCCAGCUACAGUUUUGAAUAAAAACUGUAAUGGGAAUGUGGCCCAACUCCCACCUCUCCAGCCUAAAAUGCCUCAAAGUGUCAGUCCUGGCACUGUGUUGUUUCUGCCCCCACAACCAUCUUUUCCAAAUAAAGCCAGCGUUGGAUCAGCAAUAGCCGGGAGUGGAGGGGGUCAGUUGGUCCAUGGUUCACCUCCCAAUAAUAAUAUAGUCCCAGAAAGAAACCCAGUUACAUCUUUAAGUAAGGGAUCUCAAGCGGUUCAGACACUGGUUAGUAGGUCAUCACAAACAAAUUCAAAAAACGAGGUCAUAACACAGAUUAAGCGCUGGCUUGAAGAAUUACCUGCAACACUUUCACAAAAGCUGCCCUCAAGAGCAGUUGCUGUUGUCCAACCAUUAUCACAGGAGAAAGCGAACAUCUCCACAAACACUACAAGCAGGGACCCUUUGAUCAACCCACAGAAAGGAUGUGUUUUACCCACUGGGGUUGAAAACGGUACCAAAACCCUUGAUGUUGGUUCUGACAUAGAACAUCCAACCACAAAACGGUCCAACAAAGUGGUGCCAAACACAAAUACUGGAAGAGUAAAUUCAGGAUCGAAACGACGACAAUCGGUGCAAGAAUCAGAAGUGAGGAACAGAAAAAGUCCUCAGUGUUUAUCCAAAGAACACCUGGGGAGAAAAAAGGCAAAGGCAUCGCCUUCACUAGCGCCUGGUGCUGGUCUUUCUUCUCUCCCAACAACCACUUGGACCGCCGCAGCCUUAAAGGAUUUCAUACAAGAAACAGAGAAGUCGCAGGUGAUACCGGCAGAUUCCCCGAGUGGUCUACAAGUCAAACUUCAACAUAUGUAUGAGGAGAUCGUCCACCAAAAUGUCAAUAAUGGCAGUUGGAAAAAAAAUUUUCUUCCAGAUGUUAAACAUUUCUGUGAUCAGCACGUCACUCCGGACACUGUGGUGCUGUCACAAGUAAAGGAUGGGUUUAAAGAGCAGCUUAAACAUUAUCACGUCCUUGGUGAUGGGAUGUAUUCGGAACAGCCUUACAAAUCGCUCUGGCUAAAUGUCAACGAGAAGCUUGAUGACAUAGACAAGGAAUUUGGCUUUCCUUGGCCUUUGAGGCGUCAUUUUUACGUGGAUGAGAGCGACAGCCAGAAAGAUGAGAAAAAUCAGUACAACCUUUGCAAACCAACUAUAAAUGAAGUUCCAGAAAGAGUCCUGUCAGUCUCUGAAGUUGGGAAAGACCAAACAUCUAAUGUCCAGUCCCCUGUGACUCCAACAGCACCAGAUUCAGCGGAAGAAGAUUCCACUGACCCAAAUUACUUAUUUAAAAUUGAAGUUUUGACUCCAGAAGAAGCAAAGGCUUUUUAUGAGGAAGUUCAAAAAGACAAUCACAGUACAGGUGGUCAGAAAGAGAUUGCUGAGAUUGACCAGAAGAAGACCAACCCUCCCACAGAAGCCACAUCUACAGGAUCAGAUGCAGAAAACCUGUCAGUUGAUCCAAUUGACCUGAUUUGCUGCCUUGGAACGUUUAUGGAAAGGAAUUUGGCAUUAAACACUCCGACUGUGAAAUGUCUAUGCAAGGAAAAACAGGAAGAGUGUAAAAGUACAGAUGAAGAAAGUACAGACAAGGGCCCCGAUUCUGACCCAGAGAUACAGGAAAUUGUUGUGGAAGAUGAUUGUGAAAGAAGUGAUGAAGACCUUCCCACUCAGUUGUGCCAAAUUAUUGUUCUGACAGACGAUGACACUCUUGACUCUCCCAUUAUUGAAGAGCCAAUCACCGAGCCCAGCAUGACGGUUGACCAUCCGUCAGACGUUGAUAUGACAAGCGGCCCAGAAGACAAUGAACCCUCUGACUCUUUCGAGGAGAUCCCUAACUUGGUCAUUGGAUUAUCUGAACCUCAAGAAGAAUUUUCAACAGAGGAGACCACUUCCUCGCAAAUCUCACCGUCAAACUCUUCUGACGAUUGUACCAAACAUGCGGAACCUCUGAAGCUCAGUAGUCCUGCGGCCUCAGUUCCCCUCCAAACACCAGAAGAGGAGGACAAAGAUGAACAAACGUCUUCUAAAUCUGAUGAUGAGACACGUGUAGAAAUUAAGAAUCCGGCUGACAUUAGUCUUAAAACAAACUCCAAGAAAUUAAUUGGAUCCCGUUAUAGAAAUGUAACAUCUGAAAUGAAACAAAGAAGCCUCUGUACCCUUUUACCACCCUUAAAGGAAGUUCAAGAUUCAACCUCAGAAAAUAAAUCUGUGAAACUAGUAUUAUUUGGCUCUACUAACCAGGAGAAAUGUGGUUCACCUGCAUUUAAAAUGAGCCAUCUUUCCUCACCAACACUGGGGUCUGCUGGAGCACAGCAACCUCCACAAGUUGUUUCUGUAAAUGUUAAAUCUUCCAGGAAGAACCCUGAGGAAGCAGCCUACAGCAGGAAACCCUCAGUCAAGCAAUUAAUUUAUGAAAAAUGGAGUAAAAGCUUUCCAAGUUGUUACAGAAACAAAACAAAGAAGAAGAAGAAGAAGAAACAGCAGAAUUGCUCUGAAAUGACAGACUCUGAUGGAAAGAAAAUGGUCUCUCUGAGACGGAAAAGGACAAAAUCCCUCCCCAGCGCCGUUGGGGUUAAAGAGGCUAAGAGGAGAAAAUACAGCGUCUCUCUUGAACAAACUGCUCCUAUGGAUCAAAGGAACACAGAUCAUGAAGUGCCACUCCAGGACAACAUCAUCUUGAAGUUCAGCAUGUUGCCCAGUACCUUCAGCUUCAAGGAAGGGGUCAACGUCGGGACGGAAAGCAGCAAUGGAGUUUCAGGUCAGACAGAAACUGUGAUUAACAACCGGAGCCCAGGAGAUGUAGUCAAAACCAUCAAGUCCAACAAAGACCGCUGGUGUCAUCCUCCCGAUCAGCAUUCUGAGCCUCUGAAGAUUCUCAAGAACUCCAACCUCUUUGAAGAGUAUCAGAAGAAAUAUCAGGAGAAGAACCAGACUUUGACCAACAAAUAAAUCCUAAGACGACCUUCAUUUUGCAGAACUGUGUUUUCUUCAUUUGAAUGUCAUUCGUCAAAUCUUUGGGCUAUACUUGACAAGUUUUUACCUCUGUAAAAGUUUCACUCACUUUUUGAGCGUCUUACUCAAACUUUGUUACAGUAUUAACCAAACAUGCAUGUUAUACUUACACUAACAAAAUACCAUGAAGUAUUUCUGUUUAUUGUUGUUUUGAUACAAAGAAUAUCUAUUUUUUUAUGUCCUUUUUUUAUUUUUUAGGUUGACAAAGACAUUCUUGCUCCUUUUGAUGUACAUCAUAAAAAACAUCUUUACAAACAGA